AUGGUGAGCGGUGUAAACCGCACUAAUGUGUUCCUCCAGGAGGUUGCGCGCAACUCUCCGGUGGCGGCUUCGUCGCCAUCUCCGUCGGCUGAGCCAUCGCAACUCGAGGUUGACGCCCAGCGUUUGAGCGUGGAACUGUCAAAAUGCGGCAUAAAACUCUCCGAGCUGACGGCGCUGGCGCGCAAGCGCAGCAUCUACGUGGACCACACUGCGGAGAUAGAGCGUUUGACCGGGGAGGUUAAGGAGAGCAUAACCGCUGCGUCUAAUCGCAUCGACUCCUUUGAGUCCCGCGUGAACAGCGUGCGCCACAAGAAUGAACACAUGCGUCAGCAUUACGAGAAUCUGCUCGGCUCCCUGCGCAAGCAGCUGUGCGAACUGACCAAGAGUCUGAAGGACGCGCUGUACCAGCGUGCCCAGAUCAUGAUCCAGCAGGAGUCGCGCCGCAAGAUGUACUCGCACAGCGACCUGGAUCGCAGCGCCAUGACGCCCGGCUACGGCCGUCGCCGCUUCACCAUGCAGCAGCCCGCCGAAGGCGGCCAGCAGUUCGACAUAGAGAGUGGCGAGCUAGAACGGCCUUCGCGCUCUGUGAUCGCGGACGCCAAGGCGGAGGCGCUCGCCAACGUCCAACGCGCCAUCAGCGAGCUCACCCAGAUCUUCCAGCGCGUGACCACGUUGGUGACGCAGCAGGACGAGAUGAUCCAGCGCAUCGACGCCGACACCGAGGAGUCGCUCAACAACGUGAUAUCAGUUUAUUUAAACAAUAGAGGGCGCCGCGGCGGAGAUCUUGGGCCACAGCUCUGCGCACUCCUUGGCGACAGGGCCGGUGAUGGCGGACCCCUUCAUUUCUCCCUUGGGGUUUACGAUGACUCCGGCGUUGUCCUCAAAGUAGAUGAAGUAGCCCUCCCUGCGCCUCCAGGCCUUGCGCUGGCGCACGAUGACGGCGGGGUGGACCUUCUUCCUGAGGUCGGGCUUUCCCUUCUUGACGGUCGCGAGGACCAUGUCGCCAACGGCGGCCGAUGGCAGCCUGUUGAGGCAGGCACCGAUACCCUGGAAGGUCAUGAAUUCAAUGAAUGUGUUUGGGUUAUGCAACGGGUUCAGAAUCGGAUUGUUCGGCUGUAUGAAAUCAUCAAGAUGUUCAGGCCUAUCAUUGAGAAUCAUCACGUUAUCCCGGUCUAA
Babesia ovata is the source of this 1176-nucleotide messenger RNA. Its product is annotated as syntaxin 5. Gene Ontology annotation, biological process: vesicle fusion; intracellular protein transport; endoplasmic reticulum to Golgi vesicle-mediated transport. Gene Ontology annotation, molecular function: SNARE binding; SNAP receptor activity. Bases 1 to 1176 code for a protein of 391 amino acids. The record is from RefSeq and is a predicted model, not a curated record. Gene Ontology annotation, cellular component: SNARE complex; endomembrane system; Golgi membrane. NCBI's taxonomy places the organism in Eukaryota, Apicomplexa, Aconoidasida, Piroplasmida, Babesiidae. The transcript is spliced from 3 exons.